Bicyclus anynana (squinting bush brown) is the source of this 4644-nucleotide messenger RNA. RefSeq names its product RNA-binding protein 5-A. Gene Ontology annotation, biological process: mRNA splicing, via spliceosome. NCBI's taxonomy places the organism in Eukaryota, Metazoa, Arthropoda, Insecta, Lepidoptera, Nymphalidae. Gene Ontology annotation, cellular component: nucleus. The record is from RefSeq and is a predicted model, not a curated record. The transcript is spliced from 2 exons. Gene Ontology annotation, molecular function: RNA binding. The coding region runs from base 233 to 2425 and encodes 730 amino acids.
AAUAUGUAAAAAAAUAUGGCGGCCGCGAUCGCAUAGCGAUUCAUUUCACGAUUGUCAAUAAUUUGUCAAAUAAAGUUUCGUAGAUUGACUGUUCCAUUGUUCUUGUAUUCCAAAAAUCUAAUAGUUCUGUUCUUAGUUCUUUUUAUUCGGUUUUUAUUUUCAUAAAUAAGUUAAUAUUAGGUCACUAGGAUUAACUACCUAUUGUGCAGAAUAGUUUCUACAGGCCUUUACGAUGUCUUGGAGAGGAAGGGAAGAACGCUCCCGCUGGGGUGAAAAUCGAACGCGUUCGCCAGUGUGGGAAGAUCGUCGCAGCGGCAGUCCAGCUCGAAGUAUGCCACCGUCGCCGCGCGAUCGCAGAGAUCGUGAUCGGCGCGAUCGACAAGACCGUUACGAGCGCGAUAGGGAGCACCGUGAUAGGGAUCGCGAACGUGAAAUGGACCGAUCAAGCCGCCGUGAUCGGUACGAUAAGCCCCGGGAACGUGACCGCGACAGGCGGCGCUCGCCGCGUCGUUACGAUGACGACGACGUUCCUGCACCGCCUUCUCCACCUAAAAUCAGUGGAGAUUCUAUUAGGAGAUGUAAUUCUCAGUCUAGGAGUCGCUCCAACAGCCGCGAGCGACAAGACACAGACAGCUAUGAUAGCAAAUACGACAAGGAAAAGCAUGACGACGGCCAAGUGGUGAAUGCAUCUCCUGGUGAUUGGUUCUGUAAGUGUGGAUCGUAUAACUUCAAGAGACGGCAGAUUUGCUACAGGCGAAACUGCCUGGGGAAAAGAACUGAUGGGGUAGUGUAUGGUGGUGAUUCAGAGAGAGGUGGUCCUGAUUCAGGAAUAACAAAACGGUUGUUAUUUAGGAGGCUUGACGCUCUAACAACUGAAGAGAAGAUCUUGGAAGCAAUAAAAGACAGGUGUUCAAAAGCAGUUCUAAACUCUAUUGUGGGUAUAACCAUAGGCCGUGAGACUUUGACUGGUGCCUCGAAAUGUUUGGCUUAUAUUAACUUUAAUUCUAUUGCUGACUCAACGGCUGCACAUUCUGAAUUGAUUUCCCUAAAACCACCAUUGACAAUAGAUUCUAGAGAUGUUCUUAUUUCAUUUUAUAAUGAACCACAAAAAAUUCAGAAGCCUAUAAAUUCUAAUUCUACUGACUAUUCUGCAUAUUAUUCUCAAAUGGCUAACUAUGGAUCAUCCCAAUCAUUAUCAGAGGCUGACAGAGUGAAUGCGGCUGCUGCAGUUGCCCAGUCAGCAAUAUCUGCCGCCCAAGCACGUAGCAUGUCUUGGACGCCAGUAUCAGUUCCUGUAUUUGUUCCAUCAUCAACAUCACAGGUUUCUACAGUAACCAAUAUUCCAACCGGUGACAGUAAGACAGUAUACUCUGCUCCAGAUGUAAGGACAUUUAUGUAUGAUGAGACAUCAGGUUACUACUAUGAUCCAGCAACAGGCUUAUAUUAUGAUGGCAAUACACAAUACUUUUUCAACAAUCAAACAAACCAGUAUAUGUACUGGGAUGCCAGUAGCUCGACAUACAUUGCUGCAUCACAAACUCAAACCAACACAGAUCAACCUAAACUGCAGAACCCUCCUCAGCCAAGUGUAGAUAAUACAAUAGUCAAAGAACCUGAAGAAAAGAAAAAGAAAGAUAAAGAUGAUAAAGUAAAAGUUGCUAAAAAGAUAGCCAAAGAUAUGGAGAGGUGGGCACGAACAUUAAAUCAAAAGAAAGAAAAUGCCCGGAGCAACUUUGUAAUGGAACAACCCACUGACACUGGGCCUAGCAAAGGUUCUGCAGAUAUUGGUUUCUCUGUGCUGGGUGCUGGGCCGUCCUUGACAAUGGUAAGAGAACUCUCGCCUCCACCAACUUUGCCAAGUGAUGAAUUCCUUAUGAAAAAGACAGAUACAGGUGUGUUUGACAGUGAUGAUGGUAUAAUAGAUUGGUCAAAACUGACUUGCUUGAUUUGUAAACGUAAAUUCCCUUCAGUUGAUGUACUAUCCAAGCACAAAACAUUGUCUGACUUGCAUAAACAAAACCUAGCAGAAUUCAGGAAAAGGAAUGAAUUGAUGCCACCUACAAAUGGAUAUAGGGAUAGGGCAGCUGAAAGACGAAUGAAGUUUGGUGAGGAUGACCCACCACCAACCAGAAAGCGUUAUGAUCCACCAGAGGUGCAUGCACCAGUUGUGUCUGCUCCGCCCCCAUCAGUAGUAGAUACAAUAGGAGGUAAAAUGUUGCAAAAAAUGGGUUGGUCACAGGGAAGAGGGUUAGGGAAAGAAGAACAAGGAAGAAUUGCUCCUAUUGAAGCUGAACAGAGACCAAGCUUGGCCGGUUUGGGCCAAAAAAGAGGCAUAUACACGCCUACUCCUGGGUUGACAUACAGAGAUACAGUGAAAAAACUCAUGAUUGCAAGAUACAAGGAGGUGGUUGGACAAGAAGAUUGAUUUAGAGGUGGGUACUGAUUUGUAUUUUUCCUGCUAACUUUUGUUUGUUGCAGGUUCAAGGGCUUUUGGUCAGUAUACUCAAAAUAAAUCUAUAAUUAGAAGAGAGAAAACUUUUUUUAAUAAUUAUUUUGUUACAUUUUAAUUUUUUCAUAGCAAUUUUAUUGUUUAUAAUUUUUAUUUCUUACUAACUAUCUUGCAAUAAUUACAUUUAGAUCUUCAUUUGAAUGAAUUUACAUCUUUGAAAAGUUAUAGGGGUUUUUAUUGUACUAUUUAUGUGUGUAAAAUCUGUUUGGUUGGAAAUUAGAACUGUGUUUUCAUGAAGAAAUAAACAAGUAUUUUCUGGGCAUGAUGGAGGUCCUAGAUGUGGUCUUAUGGGAAAAAUGGUUUCAUUACUGAUUUAAAUGGGUUACACAUUAUCUAAUGGUUUGAUUCUGUGUUACUAUGCUAGAUUUGGCGCCACAAUGCAACAGAGCCUGCGCUAUUGAUGUGCCUGUUUUGCAAUUGGUAAGUUCUUCAGGAGCUUUUUCACAUUUAUAAUUACCAUCUUCCUCCUACAGUUUAUUCAGGUAAGUAAAAGUGCAUCAAUGGAUAAAAGGAUCAGAAUGCAGUUGGAUUCCAGAUCAUUUUUGUUUUAUUACAAUCAUUAUUCUUUUACAGAGGCUGAUAUAUUAUAUUGUGUAAAUAUCAUAUUAUAUACAUCUAUGAUUAUGUCCAUUUUGUUACCUAUCUACCUACCAACUAUAUUUGUGUUAGGUAAAAUUUACAAUUUCAUGUCUACAAUAAUUCUUGUAAGUAGAUUGGUUACAAAAUUGAGACUAUUAUACACAAAGAUAACUCAGAAUAAUAACUUUUUGGUAAAUAUUGAAAUCUUAUAAUUUUAUAUUUGUUAUUAAAAAAAAAUCUUUUGUGGAUUAAACACAUCAGGUAUACUAAACAUUUAUUAACACAAAGUGCAGCUUUAAUAAUGUAUUCUUCAAAUGGAACUUUUCACAACAAAACUUUGAUUUUUCAUGGAAGAAUAUUUUAUUUGUCUGAAAAUUUAUUAUUUAUAAAAACUAAUGUAUCAAUCUUUAUUGGCAAGACAAGCUGAGUAAACAUUGGCUUCCAAGAUUCAGCUCGGCAUAAUAAAUUAUGCCAUCAAGCUCUGCAGCAAUCUACAUUAUAAGGACAUUUAGAGACUGAAAAAUAAUGAACUGUGAUACACCUGUGAUAUACUGUGACAUGUGAAGAAACGGUGAAUGUGAACAAUUGAGUAAAUUUUACAUUACUGAUGAUUGUGACUAUUUAUAUUACAGAACCGGUCUGCUGCGAGACUCCGUGCCAAAACAAAGUUAAAAAAUACUUUUAAGAUUAUUCUUUUGCAUGUAUUUAUUGCAGUUAAUUGUUCUAUGAAUUACAAUUUAUGUUUGUAAUUACAAAUAGUAUUUAAUGUAGUAUCUCUACAUGUUAAUUCGCUUUAGGUGAAAAUGUAGAUAGGCAAAAUGAAUUUUUAUUAUUAUUGAAUAGGUUUGUUCAGAGCAAUAAGUAAAUUAAUUACUACAUAAUAGUAACUUAUAGCUGUUGGUUUUAUUAUAUGUAUAUUUUAUUUAAAGGUAAUAAAUAUGUACCUUAAUAUAAACAAAUGCCAACAAGAGCUUAAAAUAAAUUGUUAAUUAGGUAUGUACUUAUGUAUACAUAAUGCAACGAAACUGAUGUUGUCAAUUAUAAAUGCAUUAAAAUUCAUGUAAGUACUAUUUAAUAAAGCCAGCAUAAUAUGUUAUGAUACUAGGAACCUAUUAGAGAAUUGCUUAAUUUUUUAGCAAUUUUUUAGAUUUACCUACCUUUGAAAAAAUUGUUUUCAUAAAGAAGUAAUUUAAUUUUGCUUAAACAGUACAGUUAAAAUUAAAAUUUCCCCAAGAAAAGUAUUUAGGGAUGUAGGUAAUGUAAUCCAUUUAUUGAAUUUUCUUAAUUAAAUUAUAAUAAUAUUUAGAAUAUGAUUAUUACUGGUUACAAUCUAAGUAGUUUAUAAUAUUUUGCCCUUUGGAAAGCUAUAGAGGCGUUAGGAAGAUAUGAAAAUGAUUUCUUAAUAAAAUGCAAGAUGUAUUAUACAAGUAGGCAAUGAAUUUUCUAUUACAAAACGUUAGGACCUCAUUAUAUACUUUGUGCCUUUGCCUAGGCGUGUUUAUGUAUAUUGUGUGUAUAUAGUUUUUCCAAAUAAAUCUUACUAAGGUAUAUUGUUA